AUGGUCCGAAUCAUCGGAAACACCACUGCACUUCGGCGCAUCACUCUCGAGAAGCGCGAGGAGCUUCUGAUGUACAAGGAGGUCAUCUUUGAGAUACUCUCUAAGAUAGACAAGCAUGGAUUGGCCACAAGCGUCUAUGCGCCUCCUGGUGCUGAUCUUGCGGAUAAGCUGCACCGCGAGAAGCUACAGGCAAAGAAAGAUACUCUGAUGCCUAUGCGCACUGUCUGCCAUCAAUCCAAGGACGAGAAUGCCGCUUGUGGUACAGACGCUCCUUCUUGUGAAGUUCGACGUCUCGCUCCGACUGAGUCCAAGCCUAUGAAAGAUGACAAGAGAACCAUGGAGCCUAACACAGGUAGCAAGGUCGAAGCCACUGGCAUUCAUCAUUUUCCUGGUGUCAUUGAACCUCAGCCAUCUGUCUCCCUUCGUUGCCGGGAUUCGAUUGAUAACAAGGACAAGGGAACUGCUGAUGUCAAGGCAGAUGAGAAGGCCAAGUCUGCUCGGACCUCUGUUCUGUCUAGAGCUGCUGCAUCCUUCGUUCCUUGCAACGAUCAUGCUCCUAAGCCCAUGGAGGCUGAUAGCAAUGAAGAGAAUGCGUCGACCAAAUCAACCGAAGAACCUGAGUCUGGUGUUGGAAAGGAACCACUUGUUUCUCGUCUCAAGAGCUCUCGCUCUCAGGGUGUUGCUAAUCCAAGCGAUUUCAUGGCGCAAUUCCAUAAGCUGCGCAAGCAGAAAGAGAAAGCAGCCAAGGCUGCUGCCGCCGGGCCUGUCCGUCGUGUUGUCUUUAGCAAUCUUCCGGAGUGGGCAACUAUUUCCAGUAUCUUGCAGCUUGUCUAUGGUGGUGCGAUCGAACGAGCCUGGACUGAGGAUGGGGAUAUCGUUGUGCAGUUUGUAAAGAAGUCGGACUGCGAGCGGUAUCACGAGGAGCAUUCAAGUGGGAUCAAUUAUGUGACUGGCGAUGGCGAGCAGGCCACUAUUUCUGUUACUUUGCCCGAGGACGGUCUGCCUGACAAUGUUGAGCUCUCGGCCCGUGUUGCAGAGGGUGCCUCGCGUGUUGUUCGCCUUGCAGGUCUCCCUGCUGGCCACAAGGAUAGCGACAGCAACUCUAUCCUGGGUGUGGUUUCGCAGCCUGGCUGGGAAGGUAAAAUGUUUGAGCGUGUUUUGAUCACACAGGCCGGUUGUGGCGUGGAUGUCGCCGUUACUUUCUACGACCUGCAUGAUGGCUGGCAGUUUUUGCAAGACAUCAUGGAAGGAACUUACGACUGCCUUGCCAAGUACGAGGUUGACCCCUGCGCUCGUGCUUCGACCUACCACUUUAUCGAGGAGCCCAACCCCGCGUUCGAGUUUGUCACGGACAUGGAUUAG
Messenger RNA from Penicillium soppii, 1362 nucleotides. RefSeq lists its product as uncharacterized. Bases 1 to 1362 code for a protein of 453 amino acids. The transcript is spliced from 4 exons. The record is from RefSeq and is a predicted model, not a curated record. Lineage: Eukaryota; Fungi; Ascomycota; Eurotiomycetes; Eurotiales; Aspergillaceae.